AUGCAAGGCUGGGCGGGGGUCGCUGGGGCGCCGGCGGGCGAGGGGGAGGCGGCGCGGCUGCGUGCGCGCGUCGCGGAGCUCGAGCGCGAGCUCGCGGGCGCGCGGCUGGCCGCGGAGUCGGCGCCGGCGCGAGGGGACGGCGGGCUGGAGUCGGCGCGGUCGGCGUCCUUCAAGUUGCGGCAGGAGAGGGGGGGUCAAGUCGGCGACGCGGCGGGGGAUCCGUUUGGGUCGCACGUGGACGCGGAGGGCGACGCGGGGACGAUUGGAGCCGAGGCGGCGGCGCUGCGGGCGGAAAACGCGAAGUUGAAGCGGCAGGUGGAUGACUUGACGCAGGAGAUGCGGGAGGCGAGCGAGAUGUUCCGGGACGCGGAGGCGGGGCUGGACCGCGUGGAGGAGCUCGAGCGCGAGCUGGCGGAGGCGCGGGCGGCGGCGGAGGGCGCGCGCGGGGAGGUGGAGGGCGAGCUGGGCCGUGCACGCGCGGAGGCGGAGGAGCUGCGCGCGAAGCUGCAGGAUGCGGAGGGCGGGGCGAACGCGGACGUCGCGCGCCUCGAGGCGGAGCUCACGUCAGUCAGGGGGGAGUUGCUGCAGGUCAGGGGGGACCUCAGUUCGGCGCGUGCGGAGGCGGAGGAGCUGCGCGCGAAGGCGGAGGAGGCGGAGGGCGGGGCGCGCGACGCGGACGUCGCGCGCCUGGAGGCGGAGCUGACGCAGGUUCGGGGGGAGUUGACCCAGGCGCGUGCCGAGGUCGAGGACCUGCGCUGGAAGCACGAGGAGGGCGUCGCGGACGCCAACAUCGCCGCUGCGCGCGCAGAGGACGCCGCGCUCGAGCUCGAGGCGCUGCGCGCGGCCGGCGCGGGUGCCAGCGCGCAACACGGCGACGCUGCCGCGGCGGGGCUCGAAGAGGCGCAGGCGAAGAUCGCUGCGCUGCAGGCGGAGCUCGAGGCGGCGGAGGAGCAGCUGUACGCGUCGGAGACGCGCGUCGAGGAGCUCGAGGGGCAGCUCGCGGAGUCGUCGGGGCUGGUGCCAACUCCUGCUGUCAGCACCACCGCGGUCGGCGUGCAGGGCCGGGGGGCGUCCGAGGAGGUCAAGGCGCAGCUGGAGGAGGCGCGCGCGGAGCUCGAGCGCGUGCAGGCGGCGCAGGCGGACGCCUCGGCUGCCGCGGAGCAGCGCGUUCGAGACUUGAAGACUGAGGUUGAGCGGCUCCGAAAGGACCUCGCCGCGGCACAGGCCGCACGCGACGCGACCGCGGACGCCGCGUCGCGCCUCGAGGUCGCCGAGCUCGCGCUCGCGGGCGCGGAGGCGGCGCUGAACACCACCCGGGAGGAGUUGCUUGCUCGCGAGCGCGCCCUCGAGGACGCGCAGGCUCGCGCCGACCGCGCCGAGGCGCGCCUGGGCGACGCCGAGGCCGAGCGCGCCGCCGCGCACGAGCGCGCGGAGUUCUCGGAGCGCGAGGCCGCCCGGCUCGCGGAGCAGCUCGGCCGCGAGAGCGCGGCAGCAGAGAAGGAGGCGUAUGAGCUUCGCGGGAGGGUGGCGGCCGGGGAGCGGCGCGUGGCGGAGCUCGAGGAGCGCGUGCGCGAGCUGGAGGCGCGGCGCGGCGACGGCGAGAGCGGCGGCGGCGGCAGCGCGGCGCUGUUGGCGCGGGUGGCCCACUUGACCGACGAGCUGCAUGCGUCGCAGCAGCACCUGUCGGCGGCGAACCGGCGGGCCGCGGAGGCGGAGGCGGCGCUGGAGAGGGAGGAGAGCGAGCGGGCGGCGACGCCGAACGGGGACGGGGCGCACGCGGGGGACGGCGCGGAGGUCGAGGCGCUGCGCGCCGAGGUGCGGGCGCUGCAGCAACAGGCCAUGGUGACCAAGGGGAACACGGAGCGCCUGGAGCGGCAGCUCGAGGCGUCGCGCGCGCAGGUCGCGGAGCUCACCGCGGAGGCUGACCGCCUCAAGUCCCCCACGGGGGCGAGGACCGGGAGCAGCCCGCCCGUGUGGGAGCGCGGCGGCAGCUUUGCCACCGCUGCGUCGCGGCAGUCGUCUGUGGACCCCGGGGGUUCGGUGGCGUCGACGAUGAUGGCGCAGGACCAGAAGCGCACCGCGGACGACGCGUGGGUCCGGCAGAGGCUCGCGGAGCUCGAGCAGGCGGUGCGCGAGAAGGAGGAGGAACUCGAUCGCCUGCGCAGCAUGCAAGACACGGCCAGCACGGCGGGCACGCCGCUCAAGAGCACGCAGCCUGGCAGCAGCGACCUCCAGUCGAAUACUCCCCCCGCGGCCCACCCGGCCGAAGCGGAGGUCCAGCGCCUCGAAGCCAACCUCCGCGACGCGCAGGAGGCCCUCGCUGCCGCGCAGCGCGACGCAGACGCCGCCAGGGCGGACGCCGCGGCUGCGCGCGCCGACGCGGGUGCGGCGCAGCGCGAGGUCGAGGCUGAGAAGGCGGGUGCUGAGCGCGCGCGGCGCGACGCCGACGCGGCGAGGGCUGAUGCGGGGGCUGCGCGGGCGGACGUGGAGCGCGCACGGGCGGACCUCGCGAGUGCGCGAGAGGCGUUGGCGGCAGCGCAGACGGACGCCGAAUCCGUGCGUGGCGAGCUGGCAUCGGCGAGGGAGGACGUCGCUGCGGCGAAGGGCGAGGCAGCUACGGCGCGGACGGACCUCGAGAGGGCAACGGAGGCGCUGGCGGCGGCGGAGGCGGACGCCGAAUCCGUGCGCGGCGAGCUAGCGUCGGCGAAGGAGGACGUCGCUGCGGCGAAGGGCGAGGCAGCUACGGCGCGGGCGGACGCGGAGAAGGCCGUGCGGGCCGCGGACGAGCGGGCGCGCGCCGCGGAGAAGACUGUCGCUGUCUCGCAGGCGUCCCUCGACGCGCUGGCGCAGGCGGAGCUGUCGGAGGCGCGGGAGCUCAGCGAGAAGAACGCGGCGCUCGCAGGGGACAUCGCGCGGCUCGAGGGCGAGGUCGCAGCGCUGCGGAGCAGGGCGGAGGGCGCGGAGGGUGACGUGGCAGCGGCGAAGGAUGCCGCGGCGGGGCUGAGGGAGGAGAACGGGCGGCUCGCGGAGCGCGUCGCGGCGCUGGAGAGCGAGCGCGAGAAGCUGGCGGGCGACGCGAAGGCGGCGGCGGAGUCUGCGGCGCGGGCGGAGGCUGCGCGUGCGGCAUUCGAGGCCCGCGAGCGCGAGCUGGGCGCUGGGGCCGCGGAGGCUGCGUCGCGCGCGGGCGAGCUGGAGCGCGAGGCGGAGCGGCUGCGCGACGCGCUGGCGACGGCGGAGGCCGAGGCGCGGUCGCUGCGGGCGCAGCGCGACGGUCUCGAGACGCGGAUGGCCGCCAAGGACGACGACGCGGAGGACGCGCGCGCGGCGGAGGUGGAGGCGCUGCGGGCGGAGCUCGAGGAGCGCUCCGCGGAGGCGGAGGGUCUCCGCGGGCGGCUUGCGGCGGCGGAGCGGGCGGCGCAGGAGGGCGCGACGCUGCGGGAGAAAGUGGCGGCGCUCAGCGCGGAGUGCACGGACCGCGAGCAGUACGUCUCGGAGCUCGAGGCGCACGUCGACGAGAUCGAGGCGCGCGUCGGGGCGCUGCAGGAGGAGCUCGACGCGGCGCGGAGGGGCGGCGGCGGGGCGGAGGCGGCAACGCUGCGGAGCGACCUCGAGGCGGCGCGGCGGCGGGAGCGCGAGGGCGCGCAGCGCGCGGAGGCGGCGCGGCGGGAGGCGGAGGCGGCGCGGGCGGAGGCGGCGCGGGCGAGGGAGGCGGCGGAGCGCGCGAAGGAGGCGGCGGCGAAGGAGAGUGCGGAGCUGACGGAGCUGUUGGUGGAGGCGAAGAUGAAGGCCGCGGAGAUGGCGGAGGAGGUGACGCGGCUGCGGGGGCAGUCGGCGCGCGCGCGGCGGAUGUCGGGGUCGUCGCAGAUGUUCAGUUGA
Molecule: messenger RNA, 3876 nt
Organism: Pedinophyceae sp. YPF-701
Lineage: Eukaryota; Viridiplantae; Chlorophyta; Pedinophyceae
Source: the annotation of a GenBank genome assembly